AUGGCCCAGGUGGUGCCCGGGGGGCCCCCAGCUGCAGUGCAGUCCACCAUGCUGGCCACCCUGGGGCUGCUGCUCAGCGUUGCUCUCUCCACGUGGGGGUCGUAUGUUUCCAUCAGCUGCCCCACGCAUGGUCACUGCCGACGGGCACUACUCUCUGGAAAUGACAUCAUCCUACGCUGUAACAAGGCCCCGGCAAGCUGGUACUACCAGCAAGAGGAGUCGAGUCAGCCUCUUGCCCUCUCUAGUGUCUCCAACAUACUAGUAAUGGAGGGCAGCAUUCUCAUUAAAAGUCCACUGCCCUCCCAGACGGGCCUCUACAGCUGCCUGGACAGCACGGGCCACCAAGUGUCGCAAUAUGAGAUAGACUUUCAGGACGUCACCGCCUUGCAUGUCACGCACAAAGACCUGGACCAGGAGCCCCUGCAGAAGGAGACGCUGAGCCUGGACGGCAGGGUGCUCAUCUUCACCCGCUGGGAGCCCUGGCAGGCCUGUAACCACUGCGAGGCGCCCGGCGAGCGCAAACGCCUGGGCUACUGCCACGUCCAGGAGCCCCUGGAGGAGCCGGUGCCCUGCAGCCUCUACCUGGGGAAGAUAAAGCCCUGGUCCAGCCGCAUCCGGCCAGAGCUACAAAUAGAAACCUGCUUCGAAGCCUGCAACAUGUCCCGAAGAGCCAGCGCCGAGUUCACCCUCUUUGACAGCUUCACUCUCAACGCAGAAUCGGACUCCGUGUGGCUCACCUGCCCCCUAGGAUCUAUCUACAGGCCGCUCAUCUGGGAAGCCAACAACACGCCCUUGACCUGGCAGAGCCAGCUGUCCGGCCAGGGCCUGGGCUCAGUCCUGGACAUCGCCAGUGGCGGCCGGCGCCUGCGCAUCUUCCAGCCGGCCAUCUACACGUGCUUUGUGCAACAAGAGUUCGUGGCGAGAUUCAACCCCGUGGAUGACCCAGGGGUGCUGGACCGCUGGGGGAGAAGGGGUGCCCGAGGGCACAAUGCAGGGAAGGCCCCGUGGGCGGAGGCAGACCCCAUCUUUAAGGGGCUGAAGCUUGUUCUGCUGGUGGGCACCGUCCUGGUCCUGGCCGGGGCGCUGUUCAAGUUCAUCCGCCGUUCCCUGAACAGGAGGUUCCCUCAGGUGUUGCUGGUGAAAUAA
Messenger RNA from Echinops telfairi (small Madagascar hedgehog), 1146 nucleotides. RefSeq names its product protein FAM187B-like. The transcript is spliced from 2 exons. The coding region runs from base 1 to 1146 and encodes 381 amino acids. Lineage: Eukaryota; Metazoa; Chordata; Mammalia; Afrosoricida; Tenrecidae. The record is from RefSeq and is a predicted model, not a curated record.